UAAAUAAUAGGAAAAGCUAAAAAAGACCAUCAUUAGGAUAUCUGUUGUGCAGUAAAAAAAAUCAGUUUGCGUUAUUACAACACAUCGUAUUAUCGAAAGCAAUAUAUAAAUAUUUUAAAAUUACGAGUUUUUUUUGGAUUACAAAUAUAUUUUAUUGCAUUGUUGUUCAUUAUAUUAAAAGUGGAGAACGUUCUUAAUUGAUUAUUAUACAAAAAGGAUCUCUGAAAGUUGUGCUGAACACCAACUGAAACGCAAUGCCGUCUAUAGAAAACCCGGACGAAGCGGCUGCUCCGCAAGUUCCAAAGACAGAGUUGGAGGAGCUGCAAAUUAAAGCGAACAGUGUUGCAGAUGAUUCUCUGGAAAGCACCCGCCGUAUGCUAGCACUAUGUGAAGAGAGCGCUGAAGUUGGAAUGAGGAGCAUAGUUAUGCUGGAUGAACAAGGAGAACAACUGGAUAGAAUUGAAGAAGGCAUGGACCAAAUAAAUGCUGAUAUGAGAGAAGCGGAGAAAAAUCUUAGCGGAAUGGAAAAGUGUUGCGGGAUCUGCGUCCUACCGUGCAAUAAGAGUCAAUCAUUUAAGGAAGAUGAUGGUACUUGGAAAGGAAAUGAUGAUGGAAAAGUUGUGAAUAAUCAGCCUCAGAGAGUUAUGGAUGACCGGAAUGGCAUGAUGGCUCAAGCUGGAUAUAUAGGAAGGAUAACUAAUGAUGCACGUGAAGAUGAAAUGGAAGAAAAUAUGGGUCAAGUUAAUACAAUGAUUGGAAAUCUGCGAAAUAUGGCUCUGGAUAUGGGCUCUGAACUCGAAAACCAGAAUAGACAAAUUGAUAGAAUCAAUAGAAAAGCCGAAUCUAACGAGGCGAGAAUAGCAGUUGCAAAUCAAAGGGCGCAUCAAUUGUUGAAGUAAGAGGCGGGUUGCGUUUAUCUUCUUCAAAUUCUUAUUAUUGUUAUUGUGUAAAACAAGUGGUAAUAAUCAUGGAGUCAAAAUUCUUAAUAGAGCUUUUUUUUUCUUUCUUAAAAAUAUUUCGUCGAAAAGUUUAAAAACUUGUGUACAUUCUAUAAAUAUGUAUGCUUAGAACAGUUGAAGUGUGUAUAGAUAUGUAAAUAGAUAUGGGUAAUCUUAUUAAUAUAAUAAAUAUUCUCCAUGUGGAUCUCAUAGUGAAGGUAUUCUUUGACCGAUUAUGCUAAUAAUAAUACCUUUUUGCGUUCAAUAGUAAUAAUUUAUCGAUUUUGUCUUAAGGUUCCGAGUAAGUCUAUAAUCGACAUUUUCGUUCAUUCGAGUUUCUCCUUUUGCUGUUAGCAAGGAGUUGUCUUUUAUUGCCAUUACUAUUUGUUGCUUUAUUACCUUUCGAUUCUUACCGACACGCAAGUACAGUCCCGGAAGAACGUCAAAUUGUUGAAAAGACGGAAUAUUUGUUUAACGCUCGAGCCAAAUCUACUGACACAUACUACUUUCUAUUCGGCUAUUUUGAGGAAAUGCUUAUACUUGCGUUUUCAAAAGUUGUUUGUAUACAUGUUUCAAUUUGAGUAUCUGCAAAAAUAACACAUAACCGCAUUUCUGUGCACAGAGAGCGCGACUGCAUGUCGAUCCCACCGACCCGAUUUGGUGCGAGUUAUUGUAAGUUAACGCUAAUUUUAUGGGACCUUAUUUAUGCCACUUUUAUUAUUUUUUUUGAUGAUUUGCGAGAUGGACUUAUCUUAUCUAGCGUUAAGUUACACUUUUCAGUUUUUUUAAAAUUUGGAUACCGUAAGCGUUUAAAUAUUUACAGACGGACAUGUUUCAAUUGAUUUGGAAUGUUAUAUAGGUCAACCGCCUAAAUCUAUCGUGUUUUACUCUCCCCGCCUUUCGUUACUUUAUCUUCCUCUUUAGUUAAAUUCUCGAACUAGAGACAAAGAAUUAAUUUUUCUAAAAAACAGAAAUCUUCAGUUAAAGGAUUGAAAAACUCAUAAUAUUGUUGUUCUCUUGGAUUUCUAUUCGUAUCUAACUUGAUGGACAGAAUGCCCGAAUUUUAUGGUAAAACACUAUUAGAACUAUAUUGGAUUCACUUACGGUAACCGUGCGAUUAUUUGAUUUUCAUUGAGAAAUAAUUUUAAUUCAUAUUAUGAGUAUUUGGGCAUAGUCUGACGGCGCGAACACAAUUUAAAUUUUAAUAGUUGAAAGAGAACACAUCAUAGCUUAUACUUUUAUAUAUUUUGCAAUAAAAAUCUUAAUUCAUUCAAUCGGUUAUGAUAAUAAGCUUUAAAAUAAAUGGUGUUGUUAUUAGCAAGUCGCUCAAAGAAACCUGUUACGACGAAUAUAUAUAUAUAUAUCAGACGGACAUAUUUGAGUAAACUUAUUGUUAGAUAUUAAUGUUUAUUUUUUACAUAGUUUGGAUAUUAGCAAUUAUUAAUUAAAUGCUUAAGUUGCACUAUAGAAUGUAAUAAACAUUAUAAGAAGAUUAAGUAAACAGUAAAAGGAUGACGUGAAACGAGGAUGGCGAUAUUUGCAACUAAAUAAUCUAACGUAAAAUAACCACUUUUAUAAAUAGCCGGCAGCAAUAUUUCAUACUUAAUAUGAACAUACAAAAUUUUAAACAAAUUUGAUUGCACAAAUUCUUGCAGUUAAGAAUUUUCUCAGUUCAAAGUCAUUAGCCUUUGCAGAAAGUUGCAAGUGCUCAUAUAACGUAAGAAGUGGAUAUUCUUUUCAAGGUGUACUAAUAACAAGUAAUAGAUAUUUAAUUUAAUUAAUUUUAAAAUAAAUUUUAAUCGGAAUUUUGCGAAAAACGAAACGUAACAUAAAAUUAAAAUGCAAAGUAGUAAUAACCGUUUAACGAACAAAAGGAACACAUUAGGAAUAUUGUUAAUUUCGAAAAAAUGCAUCUCAAAGAUUAUUGAUGACGACACAAGAGUAGAAUCUUCGAAAGUAAUCACAAUACUGAUCACGUGCUAAUUUUUUUUUUUUAGCCUCAUAAAUGUAAAGCCUCAUAAAUUUGAUGAAAAACACCUUUUUAUACUUUUAAUGUGGAAUGAUUUAAGAGAAUUAUGACGAUAUAAACUUUUUAACCCAUUUACAUUUUUUGCUCACUUUGAAAUGUAAAUGAGAAUAAAAAACUACGCAAUGUAUAUAUAAAAUUGUAUGAAUGAAAGGAUAAGUAAAGGUUCUCUUUUUACGACACUCGUUCAACUUUUACAAUUUUAUUAAAGCAAUACUUAUUCAUAUGAUUUUGUUAUGUUGUUACGAAAGAGACAAUCGUUACGCAUUGUCUGCAAGAAAAUUUUGUUAAAAGCCUAGAUGUAUGAACGCGAUCAAAGUCUUCAGCAUUACUACAAUUUUUGAGUGCACAAAUGACUCUUGAAAAAAUUGAUGAAAAUAUAGUUUUAGUUUAUACUAAAUCUUUGUCUUCAAAUUCAGUUAUAAAACAAAUUCGUAUUAAUCAUAAAAAUACUUUUAAAAAUGUUAAAAA
This is a messenger RNA of Glossina fuscipes, 3435 nucleotides long. It is a transcript of the gene Snap25, whose product is annotated as synaptosomal-associated protein 25. Gene Ontology annotation, cellular component: plasma membrane; SNARE complex. Lineage: Eukaryota; Metazoa; Arthropoda; Insecta; Diptera; Glossinidae. The transcript is spliced from 8 exons. The record is from RefSeq and is a predicted model, not a curated record. Bases 255 to 899 code for a protein of 214 amino acids. Gene Ontology annotation, biological process: synaptic vesicle fusion to presynaptic active zone membrane; synaptic vesicle priming; exocytosis. Gene Ontology annotation, molecular function: syntaxin binding; SNAP receptor activity.